AUGUUCUCCCGUGCGCUCAGGCUAAACCGUGCGGUGCCGCUGCGCGCCCGCGCCCCGGCGCCUUCUGUCGCUGCCUCUCGGUUCGUCACCACCGAUGCCGCCUCUGCGACAUUGCAGAAGGGCGUCCCCGAGUCCGAUGAUGAGGCUUUCUCCAUCCAGCUGAGCGAUGAGAGCUUCGAGACGUACGAGCUCGACCCCCCGCCAUACACCCUCGAGGUCACCAAGAAGGAGCUGAAGCAGAUGUACCAGGACAUGGUUACCGUCAGACAACUCGAGAUGGCCGCCGACCGCCUGUACAAGGAGAAGAAGAUUCGCGGUUUCUGCCAUCUGUCCACCGGACAGGAGGCCGUUGCCAUUGGCAUUGAGCACGCCCUGACCAAGGAGGACGACAUCAUCACAGCCUAUCGAUGCCACGGCUUCGCCUAUAUGCGCGGUGGCACCGUCCGCUCCAUCAUUGGCGAGCUUCUCGGCCGCCGUGAGGGCAUUGCGUACGGCAAGGGCGGUUCCAUGCACAUGUUCGCCAAGAACUUCUACGGCGGCAACGGCAUUGUCGGUGCCCAGGUGCCCGUCGGUGCCGGUCUCGCUUUCGCCCACAAGUACAACGGUCGCAAGAACGCCAGUGUCAUCCUGUACGGUGACGGCGCCAGCAACCAGGGCCAGGUCUUUGAGGCCUUCAACAUGGCCAAGCUGUGGAACCUUCCCGCUCUGUUCGGCUGCGAGAACAACAAGUACGGCAUGGGCACUGCCGCCAACCGUUCGUCGGCUCUCACGGACUACUACAAGCGUGGCCAGUACAUCCCCGGUCUCAAGGUCAACGGCAUGGACGCCCUCGCUGUCCGCGCCGCUGUCAAGUACGGCAAGGAGUACACCCAGGCCGAGAACGGCCCUCUGGUUCUCGAGUACGUCACCUACCGCUACGGUGGCCACAGCAUGUCCGACCCCGGUACCACGUACCGUACCCGUGAGGAGAUCCAGCGCAUGAGGUCGACCAACGACCCCAUCGCCGGCCUCAAGCAGAAGAUUCUCGACUGGGGCGUCGUCACCGAGGACGAGCUCAAGGCCAUUGACAAGGAGGCCCGCAGCCACGUCAACGAGGAGGUCGCCAUCGCCGAGGCCAUGGCCGUUCCCGAGGCCACCCCCAAGAUCCUCUUCGAGGACAUCUACGUCCGCGGCUCCGAGCCCCAGUUCAUCCGUGGCCGUACCGCCGACGAGGCCUUCUACUUCAACUAA
Verticillium nonalfalfae is the source of this 1230-nucleotide messenger RNA. It is a transcript of the gene PDA1, whose product is annotated as alpha subunit of pyruvate dehydrogenase. The transcript has 4 exons. Gene Ontology annotation, biological process: pyruvate decarboxylation to acetyl-CoA. The coding region runs from base 1 to 1230 and encodes 409 amino acids. The record is from RefSeq and is a predicted model, not a curated record. Lineage: Eukaryota; Fungi; Ascomycota; Sordariomycetes; Glomerellales; Plectosphaerellaceae. Gene Ontology annotation, cellular component: intracellular membrane-bounded organelle. Gene Ontology annotation, molecular function: pyruvate dehydrogenase (acetyl-transferring) activity.